CCCACAGCUUGACAGAGCAGGUCAGACAGGUCCUAGACAGCGCUGCCACUGAGUAGCCCGUGGAAAGACCUAGCUAACCGGGAACACCUUCUGCGUUUAGGAGAACGAGUUCUUUCUUUUGACAGAAGUUCGCUUAACUAGCUGAAGGACCGCGUCUGCGAUAAAAUGAAGAAGGAGAAGCACUUUGGAUUUUUGUUGGUUUAUUUACUGGCCUCGUAUUUCGUUGCGUGCUCGGCGUUUUAUCUUCCGGGUUUAGCCCCAGUGAGUUUUUGUGAAAAGGACAAAAGUGAGGCGGAUUGCCAGGACAAGAUUCAACUGUUUGUUAACCGCUUAGACUCAGUGGAGUCAGUCCUGCCUUACGAGUAUGAUGUGUUUGACUUCUGUACAGAAAAAAAUGAAAUCAGGCCAUCUGAAAAUCUUGGACAGGUGCUGUUUGGUGAACGAAUUGAGUCUUCACCAUACAAGUUUAGCUUCAAAGAAAAUGUUCAAUGCAAAGGGGUGUGUACCAGAACAUACAAGAAGGAUGACCAGAAGGAUACAGCCAAACUGGAUUUCAUCAAGAUGGGAAUGCAACUUAACUACCAGCACCACUGGAUAAUAGACAACAUGCCAGUGACAUGGUGCUAUGAUGUGGAGGAUGGUCAGAAGUACUGCAACCCUGGCUUCCCCAUUGGCUGCUAUGUUACAAAAGAUGGUCGAGCUAAAGAUGCUUGUGUCAUCAAUGCUGAGUUCAACAAAAAGAACACUUUUUACGUCUUUAACCACGUGGACAUAAAGAUCACGUACCACAAUGGAGAGCCUGAAGGAUGGAAAGGGGCCCGGCUGGUUGGUGCCACUUUGGAGCCUAAGAGCUACAAACAUGUGGAUAAUGAACACACAAACUGUGACCCAACCAACCAACCAACGGAGGUCCCUGGGGAAUUUACCAACGAUGUUUCCAUCACUUACAGCUACUCUGUCACAUUCACGGAAAACAAUGAUAUCAAGUGGGCCUCAAGAUGGGACUACAUCCUGGUCUCCAUGCCUCACACCAACAUCCAGUGGUUUAGUAUCAUGAACUCACUGGUCAUUGUUCUCUUCCUUUCUGGCAUGGUUGCCAUGAUCAUGUUGAGAACUCUGCACAAGGACAUUGCCAGAUACAACCAGGUGGAUCAGGUAGACUUGAUAAAGGUUCCAUCAUCCAAGGAAAAAUCAUCUCUAACCUAUGAGGAUGCUCAGGAAGAGUCUGGGUGGAAGCAGGUGCAUGGUGACGUUUUCCGUCCCCCCAGGAAAGGCAUGUUGCUGUCUGUGUUCCUUGGACAGGGCACUCAGAUCUUCAUCAUGACCUUCAUCACACUCUUCCUGGCCUGUCUGGGUUUCCUGUCACCAGCCAACAGAGGGGCUCUCAUGACAUGCGCUGUGGUCCUCUGGGUUCUGCUGGGCACACCUGCUGGCUACGUGUCUGCACGCCUUUACAAAACUUUUGGAGGCGAAAAGUGGAAGACAAACGUUUUACUGACAGCGCUCCUGUGUCCCGGUAUUGUGUUUGCUGACUUCUUCCUGAUGAACCUGAUCCUGUGGGUGGAGGGUUCCUCAGCCGCCAUCCCCUUUGGUACACUGGUGGCGAUUUUGGCCCUGUGGUUUGGAAUCUCUGUGCCCCUCACCUUCGUUGGCGCCUACUUUGGAUUCAAAAAGCCUGCAAUUGAGCAACCAGUUCGAACCAACCAAAUCCCUCGUCAAAUUCCUGAGCAGUCUUUCUUUACAAAGCCGAUCCCCGGCAUUGUGAUGGGUGGAAUCUUGCCCUUUGGCUGCAUCUUCAUCCAGCUAUUCUUCAUCCUUAACAGCAUUUGGUCUCACCAGAUGUACUACAUGUUCGGCUUCCUGUUCUUGGUUUUUAUUAUCCUGCUCAUCACCUGCUCUGAGGCCACAAUUCUGCUCUGCUACUUCCACCUAUGUGCCGAGGACUACCACUGGUGGUGGCGCUCCUUCCUGACCAGCGGCUUCACAGCAGUCUAUCUGUUCGUCUACGCUGUGCAUUAUUUCUUCUCAAAGCUACAAAUUAUCGGAGCAGCCAGCACCUUCCUCUACUUUGGUUAUACUAUGAUCAUGGUCCUUAUCUUCUUCCUCUUCACAGGUACAAUCGGCUUCUUCGCCUGCUUCUGGUUUGUGAAUAAGAUCUACAGUGUGGUCAAGGUGGACUAAUGUACUACAGGAAAGACUGAGUCUGUGCUGUCACACUGGUUUGUGUGAAAGACGUCUAAAUCACUUAUCAUUAAAACCUGGAGAGCAAAGAGCCCAUUCUUUUUUUGUGCUUUAAACCUAUGUUGCUACUGUUUUGUUUUCUUUUUAAAAUAUAUAAAAUUUUGUGUUCACUGUUGAACAGUAAUCCUUUGAGUCACAUCUUUAAGAAUCAGAGGGGGUUCCAAUGAUCUAGUUUCCAUAGUGAGUGCUUGGUUUUGGUGGAUUUAAGAAAAAUGUCAACAUUUUUAUUUUCAUUUCUAUAAGCAAAGUGUGUGUUAUUCCUUCUCUAUUCUCCAAUGGUUCCGUGUUUGGUUUUGCAUUGCCUGUAUUGUAAAAUAAAACGCGUGUAAAUAUACUGUAUAGAGAGAGCAGGUUUGAAAGAAUGUCACCAUUUUUGAGCCGUCCUUGUGCAGUAAAGAUGGGGCUAAAAUGUCUAAAUAUCCGCCUUUAUUGCGUUCGAUAAGUAAUAGAAAACAGAGACACUGCAAUCAUACCUGGCCAUUUCACUGUACUUUUGGCUACGUUUAUGUUUGCAUAGAAACAAGUAGUGCGUGUGGUUAUGAAGCACAUGCGUGUUGAAGAAAAUUCUGCUCCAGCUAAAGUAUGUUACACUAAGAAUGGCCUCUAAGUGACAUGCCUGACCUUUUGUGGCCACAUAAGAGAUUCUUGCCUAGUUAAUUGCCCGUUAAUUUACUCAUAGCUCCUAUGUACCAUUGAAGUAUACCCUUUUAGAUUUUAAUGAGCAGUUUGCUGAGUUGUAAAUGCAUAAAACACUGCAGAUGUUUGCUUCCGGCAGUGUGGAGUAAUCACCCAAGGUGAUAACAUUUUUACAAAUAAAUGCAAUUAAUUUCAGAAGGCCAUGUUUUAUAUGUUGGGGGGUGUGGUUGCAAUUGGAGACAUGUGUAUAUAACCAUCUCAGUUUGUGAAUGACAGCUGGUUGCAUACAGACAGGGACCUGCAUUGAAAUAAUAAAACUGCUACAUAUGAAGUGUA
Betta splendens (Siamese fighting fish) is the source of this 3213-nucleotide messenger RNA. It is a transcript of the gene tm9sf5, whose product is annotated as transmembrane 9 superfamily member 2. The record is from RefSeq and is a predicted model, not a curated record. The coding region runs from base 166 to 2181 and encodes 671 amino acids. Lineage: Eukaryota; Metazoa; Chordata; Actinopteri; Anabantiformes; Osphronemidae. Gene Ontology annotation, biological process: protein localization to membrane. The transcript has 18 exons. Gene Ontology annotation, cellular component: membrane.